AUGGAGAGCAAACUGGUCCCGACGAGAUCCCGUGUGCGCCGAGAGGAGAAGAGUGGCCUUUGUAAAGGUUCACAAGGCCGCGAGCACAACAGUUACUACCAUUCUACAAAGCCAGAAAAACUGCCCCCGAUUCCUAAAGGAAAGGUCUAUGAAAUUCUGUGUCAGCAUGUUGUGUACAGCCAAGUGGCGUUUAAGAAGUACCUUCCUCCAGAUGUCGCUGUCAUAGCGGCGGUCAGAGAACCACUCGACCGAUUUGUGUCGUCUUUCUUGUAUUUCCACCAGUAUCCAACAUCUGUGAAGCAAAAAUCGAGAGUGAAUGGAAAUGACAUUAUGUUGAUGAGAGAGUUUCUGAAAAACCCGGAGUUUUACGAGCCAGCGAUCUUUAAACAGGGAUCUUUAGCUGUCAACCGGAUGUCAUUUGACUUCGGCAUUCCUAAAUCCCAAUACAGCAACGCGAGUUUUGUGGACAAGUACAUUAAAAUGGUGGACGAACAUAUGGAAUUUGUUUUGGUUGCUGAUCAUUUUGACGCGUCUCUUGUGAUUUUAAAACGAAAACUGUGUUGGUCAACUAAAGAUAUUCUGUAUGAAGUACAACAUAAGGGUAUGAAGCAAAAACCCGCCAUUCCUGAAGAUAUCAGACAAAGCUUGAAAAAUCUUUCUCCAUCAGACUUUCAGCUUUACGAUUACUUUAGUAGGAAGUUUCAGCGAAUAGCGCAAGCUGAGCUUAACUUGUCGGAAGAGGUGAGCAUUUUCCAAGAAACAUUGAAAAAUGUGACUAGAUUCUGUGGCGCUCUGAGCAAAAGUGGACCUCAGUUCAAGCACUUUGAAAAGACGCAAUUUUCCCACGAAUUUAACAUCACUAAGUUGGACUGUGAUUAUCUUAGUUUUAAAGAAGAAGCAUUCAUAAAAUUGCUGUGGAAAAAUCAGGCGAUAUAA
This is a messenger RNA of Liolophura sinensis, 936 nucleotides long. Its product is annotated as galactose-3-O-sulfotransferase 2-like. Bases 1 to 936 code for a protein of 311 amino acids. The record is from RefSeq and is a predicted model, not a curated record. Gene Ontology annotation, cellular component: membrane. Gene Ontology annotation, biological process: glycolipid biosynthetic process. The transcript has 2 exons. Gene Ontology annotation, molecular function: galactosylceramide sulfotransferase activity. NCBI's taxonomy places the organism in Eukaryota, Metazoa, Mollusca, Polyplacophora, Chitonida, Chitonidae.